Eruca vesicaria subsp. sativa (arugula) is the source of this 2028-nucleotide messenger RNA. The record is from the annotation of a GenBank genome assembly. Lineage: Eukaryota; Viridiplantae; Streptophyta; Magnoliopsida; Brassicales; Brassicaceae.
AUGGUUGAAAGUGCUGCCUUCCCCGGAGGUUACUACAGGAACACUUUCCAAGCUCCUGAUGAAUCAGAGGGCUCUGGAAGCUCUGCUCAGAUUGAUACCGAGGUCACCGCCUCUGAGAAUUCAAGCACUCCUGCACGAAAGUGUGUAAAGCUGAACGCUAAUGAUGAAGAUCCUUACGGUGUCCAGAGACAAGUCAUUUCGUUGUAUAGCAUGUCACAAUCUGAGAGAAAGGAUUUGAUCCAUCGGCUCAAACAGGAGCUGGAGCAGACUAAGAUAGUUCUUAAAAACGCUGAGUUGCUUAAUCCAGCCUCUUCGUCGUUUACUACUGCUCAUAAGCUACCGUCUCGGUCGAAGAGGCCUUCUGAUUUUGCAAGGGGACCAGGAAAGAACGUUGGGUCUACUUCUCGUGGAUGGAACCGUGGCUCCUCGGGGAAGUUUGAGUCUUCUUCUAAAGAGUCUGUGGCCACACUGAUGAAGCAAUGCGACACGCUGCUUAAGAAGCUCUGGACUCAUCCGCAUUCUUGGGUUUUUCAGGCGCCUGUUGAUGUAGUGAAACUGAACUUACCUGACUAUCUCACUAUUAUCAAACAUCCCAUGGACUUAGGGACAGUAAAGAAGAACUUAGCCUCUGGUGUAUACUCAAGCCCACAUGAGUUUGCUGCUGAUGUGAGGCUUACAUUCACCAACGCAAUGACGUAUAACCCUCCAGGGCAUGAUGUUCACAUUAUGGCGGAUAUUCUUAGUAAGUUGUUUGAAGCGCGGUGGAAAGUUAUCGAGAAGAAGUUACCAGUGCCUGCAGUUACAUUAGAACCUAGUGAAGAAAGGAGAACUGUUAUCUCUGCCCCUCCCACUAAGAAGAGAAAGAUGGCUUCACCUGUUAGAGAGAGAGUUCCAGAACCUGUGAAGCCAGUAAUGACAGAAGAGGACAGGCAUAGAUUGGGGAGACAACUGGAGUCACUACUGGAUGAAAAUCCUGCACAGAUUGUUGACUUUUUGAAGAAACACAGUUCAAAUGGGGGGGAAAUUGCGGAAGAUGAAAUUGAGAUAGACAUUGAUGUUCUCAGUGAUGAAGUACUACGCACUCUUCAGAAACUUAUGGAUGAAUAUAUCAAAGGUAAAGAAGCGAAGCAGUCUAUUAAUGGAUCAGGACCGAGCAAUUCGUCUCUCCAACGAGGAAAUGAAAUUGCUGUUGAGUAUGUCGGUGGAAACGAACCUCCUAUCUCAGGAACCUCCAGUGAUUCCGAUUCUGGUAGCUCUGAAGAUCAUACUGAUGACGCUAAACCUAUGAUCCAAGAGGGUUCUUCCAAGAUGCCUGAAACUGAGGCACAAAGAGAUGAAGAUGCAAGAAUGGAUGAUCUUCUUGAAGGAAAUCAAUCUACUGGUGCGCCGGAGCAGCAAAAGCCUAGUUCGGAUGAAUCAGAUGGCCAAGCUGAUGGGAAUACAUUAGAGACUCCGGCUCCAUCUGAAAAGCAAUAUAGAGCUGCGCUGUUGAAGAACAAAUUUGCAGAUAUCAUUCUAAAAGCACGCGAGAAAACACUUCCACAGCAGAAUAAGGGUGAUCCGGAAAAGCUUCGCAAGGAAAGAGAAGAACUCGAACUACAGAUGAAGAAAGAGAGAGCACGGCUACAAGCUGAAGCAGAGGCUGCUGAAGUUGCUCGUCGCCAAGCUGAAGCAGAGGCUGCUGCAGAAGCUGCUGCUGAGUCUAAGCGUAAGAGAGAGCUUGAAAGAGAAGCCGCUCGCCAAGCUUUAUUGCAGAUGGAGAAAACUGUAGAGAUCAACGAGAACUCGCGGUUCCUAGAGGACUUAGAGAUGCUGAGUUCGAGUGUUCCAGAGCAAUUAACUAACUCAGCUGAUGAAAUCAGCCCCGAGAAGUCUUUAGACGCCCUUGGAAGUUUCAACUUCAGAGGAAUCAACCCUCUUGAGCAACUCGGACUGUACAUGAAACAAGAUGAUGAUGAAGAGGAACCCGAGGCUCCUGCUUGUGUUCCAAAGCUAGCCACCGACGUGGAAGAAGGUGAAAUCGAUUGA